CUUAGAACGACAAAAAACAUCAUCAUCCGAGAAAGAUAUACCGCCCACGAUGCAGAUUUCGCUUCUUACCAACAUCUUCCUGGCCCUCUCGGUCUUGCAGCUCGCAGCCUGUGCACCGGAGCCUAAGAACUUCCUUCCGCUUCCGGGUACCGCAAACACGAAAUUAGAAGUUCGACAAGUCUCCGCCACACCCUCUCAGGCAGAGCUAUGUCUCGACUACCAGACCACAGCCAACAUGUCGACGAUUGGCGCCAAUAGCUCAUACCGCACCGUCAUCUUGCAAAGAGCACCCGUCGGUACCCUCGUCAGCGCGGGAAUGCUGAAUGCGGCCAUGGCUAAGCUGCCCGCCCUCACGGCUGAUCCCGAUCUCAACCUACGGUGUGGAAACUGGACUGAAAUCGCGGUUGUCGAGGCGGCAAAGAACUUUUCAAUGGGCAUUGUCGCGCAAUACGAGACUGCGGGCCUGCCAGUCGGUAUCAAAGCUGGACCAGAGGUUCUCAUCAUCGUUGGUGUUAUUGCCAUGCUCUUCUCAGUUGUUUGGGUCUUCCCUGGUUAAAUGGGAAGCUUGGCUUGGAGUUGUAUGAUAAGGUUGAGGGUUGAGGGCCGGAUAAGAGAGAGGUUAUUGGGGGCUGCUGUAGGAUAUGCGUGGAGGUGUUGCAGGAGGGGGCAAGGAAAUCAAGUCGAGAAUACCCGAACGUGCUUACUACAAUCAAUUACUACGCUUUCAUGUUCGCAUGAUA
Molecule: messenger RNA, 740 nt
Organism: Pyrenophora tritici-repentis Pt-1C-BFP
Lineage: Eukaryota; Fungi; Ascomycota; Dothideomycetes; Pleosporales; Pleosporaceae
Source: RefSeq, a predicted model, not a curated record